AUGCCAACUGGAUCAGACGAUAAACCAAUGGAAGUUUGUAAAAGACCAUCAUGUAUUUCCAAUCAUUUCAAGCUUCCAAAAGCUUGCAUCAAAAAAGGGCAAGCGAAUUACGCUUACACCACUGCUUAUUCAAGAAGAGAACUAUCAGUAAAAGCAUGCAGUCCUAGUAGCAGUGGCGGAGAGAAAAAGACUGCAAGGCGUAGCUUCUUGUCUCUAGAAGAAGCGGGUUUAGUGGAAGUAUCCGGCCUCAGCCCUCAUGAGCGUUUUCUAUGUCGGUUAACGGUAUCGUCACUGAAUCUGCUAAAAGUGAUAGCAGAGCAGGAAGGGUGUGCGAUUGAGGAGCUGAAUGCGGGGAGAGUUUGUGAUUGGUUUUUAAAAGACAAGCUGAAGAGGGAGCAGAAUUUGGAGUCUGCGGUCCUGCAAUGGGCUGGCCGCCGGAAUCCCCUAUAUAUAGGGGGUUUUCCGGCUGCUUGGGGGGGCUUAAGCCCCCACCAGCCCCCCCUUAAAUCCGUGGCUGGGAGAGGGAUGUUCGGAGCCCAAAUUUCCAUUAUUGCUGAAGCUUCUUCUACUUCUGGCUGGGAUGUUCCCAAAACUGCCAAUGGGUAA
Molecule: messenger RNA, 606 nt
Organism: Coffea arabica (coffee)
Lineage: Eukaryota; Viridiplantae; Streptophyta; Magnoliopsida; Gentianales; Rubiaceae
Source: RefSeq, a predicted model, not a curated record